CUGGGUCCCUAGGGCGCGCGCCCUCGGCCUGCCCGGCCCGGGCCCUCCCGCCGGCUCCACCUGCGCGCUGGGUCUCGGGAUGUGCCCGUCCGAGAUGGGGACGCUGUGGCACGUGUGGUCUCCCGUGCUCAUCGGCCUGGCCGCCCUUUCCUCCGAAGUGACCGAGAGCCGGGGCAUCCUUGAGAGCAUCCAGAGGUUCUCCCUGCUGCCCACCUACCUGCCGGUCACCUACCACAUCAACAACGCCGACGUGUCCUUCUUCCUGAAGGAGGCCAACCAGGACAUCAUGCGCAACUCCAGCCUGCAGUCCAGGGUCGAGUCCUUCCUCAUCUACAAAUCCAAGCAGCUGCCGGCGCUCAACGCCAGCUAUGGGCCCUUCUCCAUCGAGCAAGUGGUGCCCCAGGACCUGCUGCUGCCCGCCAACCCCUUCGGCUUCACCAACACGUUUUCCCUGAACUGGAAGCUGAAGGCCUCCAUCCUGCGGGAGAAGAUCUACCCCAGCCGUCCCAAGGUGCAGGUCCUCUUCCACCUGGUAGGCCGGGACUGGGACGACGCGCGGCCUGCGGAGAGGCUGCCCUGCCUGCGCGUCUUCGCCUUCCGGGAGACCCGGGAGGUGCGGGGCAGCUGCCGGCUCGCCGGGGACCUGGGCCUGUGCGUGGCGGAGCUGGAGGUCCCGGCCGCGUGGUUCAGUGCCCCGACGGUGGUUGCCGGGAGGAGGAAGGCCGCGGAGCAGCCCGAGGGCAGCCCGGUGGAGCUGUACUACUCCAUGCAGCCGGGGGACGCGCGUUGGGACUGCGCCCAGGAGGACCGGUGGAGGACCGACGGCAUUCGGACAGGUCACAAUGACAUCGAUGAGUCUGGGCCGCCCUUGCACAGAAUCGGGAGUGUCUUCCUCUACCAGACCCACGGCAGCCCCACCCUGAAGGAGCUGCGACUGGACAGCAAUGUCGCCGUGCACUACGUCCCCAAGACGGCUCGACAGGGCGACGUGCUCACCUUCCCCAUCUUGGUCUCGAGAAACUGUACAGAGGACCGUUUUACGCUGAGGGCCAAGGUGAAGAAAGGCGUGAGCAUUGCCGGGGUGAGGGCCAGCAGCCCCUCCAUCUGGGACGUCAAGGAGAGCUCGGAGUCCGCCGGGAAGUACGCACCCGCUGUCAUAGUGUGUCACAAGAAAUCUGCUGCCUCGGCAAACGGUGCAGACAGCAGCUCCGAGGAAGUCAUGCAGGUCGAUGUGGAGGUCGAAGAUCCCAGCGACCCUCCAGCCACACAGCUCGUCACGUGGCAGGUGGAGUAUCCCGGAGACAUCACCUCUGACCUGGGCGUGUCCGAGAUCUACGUCCGUCAGAAGGACUUGGUUGGAGUGAUCCCACUGGCCAUGGAGGCGGAGAUCCUGAACACGGCCAUCCUCACGGGGAAGACGGUGGCCGUGCCGGUGAAGGUGGUCUCGGUGGAGGAGGACGGCGCGGUGACCGGGCUGCUGGAGUCCGUGGAGUGCAGGUCGUCUGACGAAGACGUGGUUAAGGUGUCUGACAGAUGUGACUACGUCUUUGUCAAUGGGAAGGAGAUGAAAGGCAAGGUGAAUGUGGUGGUCACCUUCUCCUACCAGCACCUGGUCAGCCCCCUGGAGAUGACAGUGUGGGUACCCCGGCUCCCACUGCAGAUUGAGGUGUCAGACACAGAGCUCAACCAGAUCAAGGGCUGGAGAGUCCCCAUUGUCUCCAACAAAAGGCCAGUGCGGGACAGCGAGGAGGAGGACGAGGAGGAGCGGCGGGGCCGCGGCUGCGCGCUGCAGUUCCAGCGGGCCAUGGUGCGGGUCCUGACACAGUUCGUGGCCGAGGCGGCCGGCCCUGGAGGACAGCUGGCCCACCUGCUGGGCCCCGACUGGCAAGUGGACAUCACAGAGCUGAUAAGCGACUUCAUGCAGGUGGAGGAGCCCAGGAUCGCCCAGCUGCUAGGGGGACAAGUCCUGACCGGGCAGGAGCUGGGCAUGACCACCAUCCAGAUCCUGUCCCCUCUGUCAGACGCCAUCCUGGCUGAGAAGACCAUCACCGUGCUGGAUGAGAAGGUGACCAUCACAGACCUCGGGGUCCAGCUGGUGACGGGACUGUCCCUCUCCUUACAGCUCAGCCCAGGGAGCAACAGAGCCAUCUUCGCCACCGCGGUGGCGCAGGAGCUGCUGCAGAGGCCCAGACAGGAAGCAGCCAUCAGCUGCUGGGUGCAGUUCAGCGACGGCUCUGUCACACCCCUGGACAUCUAUGACGGGCAGGACUUCUCACUGGUGGCCACGUCCUUGGAUGAGAAGGUGGUCUCCAUCCACCAGGACCCCAAGUUCCAGUGGCCGGUCAUCGCCGCCGAGACAGAAGGCCAGGGCGCACUGGUGAAGGUGGAGAUGGUCAUCAGCGAGACGUGCCAGAAGUCCAAGCGCAAGAGCGUGCUGGCCGUGGGAACGGCAAAUGUCCGAGUGAAAUUUGGCCAAAACGACGCCAACCCCAACGCCAGUGACAUCCGGCAGGCUGGGUCAGCGGGUCACCUGGAAGAUGGCAUCGGUGACAGGAGGUCCAGCAAGCCCCUGCCGGAGUGGCGGGCCCCAGAAGGGCAGUUCCGCAGCAGCUCGUCCUCUGUGGGCCUCAGGGAGGGGUGGGGCGGCACCACGCAGAGGCCGACCUCCCCCCGGAAACAGGGCCAGGGCAGCGUGCUGGAGGACGGCGGCCACCUGCAGACCAUCGCGGUGGACCUCACCAGCUUCCCCGAGGCUGACGUCCCCAGGAGUGACGCGGAGAUGGAGGAGGGUGACUCCUCACAGGCGACCAAGGGCCUGAGCGACCUGGAGAUCGGGAUGUACGCCCUGCUGGGUGUCUUCUGCCUGGCCAUCGUGGUCUUCUUGAUCAACUGCGUGACCUUCGUGUUGAAGUACAGGCACAAGCAGGUCCCCUUCGAAGAGCAGGAGGGGCUGAGCCGCUCACACGACUGGGUGGGGCUGAGCCACCGGACAGAGCUGCUGGACAACCAGGCGGCCUUCGCCUCCUGCCCCGAGGAGCAGGUCACUGCGCUCGGCCGGGGCGUGGACUUCGAGGAGAGCAAGUACCUGCUCCUCAGCACAGACUCCCAGCCCGGCCCCAAUGGGCCGCUGUUCGCACCUGUGGGGACCACACUCGCAGAGGGCAAAGGGCAGCGGAGCGAGCCCCCUGUGUCCCCUACCUCGAAAAGGAAAAGAGUGACGUUUACCACCUUCACGGCCGUCGCUCCGGACGACGGGAGCCCAGCCGAGAGCGCCAUCAUCAUGAGCAGGGAAGACGACAUCAAGUGGGUCUGCCAGGACCUGGACCCCGGGGGACCCCCGGACCCACCCGGCUGCUUGGAGCGGCUGCGCGAGGAGGUGUAAGCCGGGGCCGCGCUCUGUUUCACUCACCUUUCGGCCUUUAAUUUGGUACGUGUGGCCGCGGCCCACCCUGGGAAGGGAGGGGUGAUGCCGGCAGUGGAGGCCCAGGAAAUGCCACCCGCUGGGGUGGCACUACACAUGUCCCAGAGGAGGACAUCUGCUCAACGUGAAGAGGUCGAUUGUGCAUGGCGAGAUUUUCAAAACUCGGAACCAAAAUGCGUUCUGAAUCGCCGCACUCCUGAGAGUUCCUGGGAAAUGGUAGUGUCUCCCUCUGUCUGUCAUCAAAGAAAUUUGGAUUUAUACAAUCCACACUGCUCCAGUGUUCAGAGCGGCAGCUACGGAAGCAAAGCGGGCUGAGCAUCACCAGGGCAGGAAGUGUGAGUGGGCCUGGGGCUCUGGUCAGCGCCGGGAGGUGAUGGUCUCCCAAAGACCGGGUCAAAGCUGGCCCGGGAAACUGCAGAGGAAGGACCAAGACGGGACAAAUGGACAAACAGGCCACAGCCAUCUGUACAACCACAGACCAAGGACACACACACUGGAGGCUCCUCUGAGGGAGAGCCAGGGCAGGCUCCUGUAAACUGAGGUCCCUGGCGGGUGGGGUGUUUCCAUCAGGAGUGAAGAACUGAGCUCUUUUCAGCAGGCUCAGCUGUGCGGAGUGCACACCUCGACGCCCCUCCCCCUUCCCGAAGCUGUGGGUCCCUUGGGUGGGCGGUGUCCCGCAUGCACCCCGCCUGUCUGUUCCCCUGGGAUCCGUGUCAACUCCAGGGGCCGUCCCUCGGGAAAGCCUGAGACCUCAGUCAACGAGGGGACUCGUUUUGGGGGGUGACCUGUGUUCACGGUGGGUCCAACCCAAGCCGUGAGCCUCGUGCUGCUGGCUGCUUCUCUGGAGGGAAGCGGGCUGUGGGGUGUCGGGUCUGUCACCCCUCCUGAGGACAGCCCGGUCUGGGAACUUGCCCGGGGCUGUGAGGCAGAUCCAGCUCAGAGGGGCGCGGGGUGUCAGGGCUGGGUGUCUCGGAAGUGACACGGGACAGGCUACGUGCCCGCAGGCUUGGUCCGGUGCCCUGGGAUGGUGGAGCGGAGGGCACAGCGGGCCAGGCCCUCCAGAAAGCCCCGCCGGGAGUCAGAGCGAUCUGGGGCUGGUGGCGGCAGUGGGGGGACAAGCAGGGAGGCGGAGCUGGGCUAGACGUGCGGGAGAGGGGUCAGUCCUCCUCUCUGCCUCCUGCAGCUGCCUCCCUUCCUGUCUUUCCAGCUCCCCUCUGGGUCCCUGCGCCAUCUCUGCCUCCGCGCCCUCCCUGUGGGUGCUCUUCCUGUCCCCACGUCCCGCCCUUCCUCCUCUGCCCUGCUCCUCUUCUCCUCCCUUCUCUUCCAGCUCUCCUUCCUCCCCGCCCUGCUCCUUCCCUCCUCCUCAUGCCCCCUCCGUGCCAGCUCGGUGAGCGGUGACAGUGACCGUGUCCCACAGGAGCCGCCCGCCUCCCUCUGGCCCUCCUCUCCCCUCCGGCGUGGUGCUGCUGGGCGCUGAGAGCUCCUGCCCGGCCCAGGCCCCGGGUCUGCUCCCCUCCUGUGACAGCCCUCUCCCCGCUCCUCUCCUUUCUCCGAGUGACAUCGUUGCCGAGGAACACCGCCUGCUCGGACCACUGCCCCCGCGCGAGCCCCUGCGUGGACACCGGAAGCGUGCGAUGUACAUUUAUAGCUGCCCUGCUGUCCAGACAUAAACGUGCAC
Messenger RNA from Chinchilla lanigera (long-tailed chinchilla), 5099 nucleotides. It is a transcript of the gene Tmem132d, whose product is annotated as transmembrane protein 132D. The transcript is spliced from 9 exons. Bases 80 to 3382 code for a protein of 1100 amino acids. Lineage: Eukaryota; Metazoa; Chordata; Mammalia; Rodentia; Chinchillidae. The record is from RefSeq and is a predicted model, not a curated record.